AUCUCUAUGAUCGGUAUACGGUGAGAGUGUUAGCGGAAUUAUCAAACCUCAAAACAACAAAUAUGGCAACCGUGAAAAUUUCAUUAUUUCUUUCUGCAAUUUGACCAGUGCUAUUUAACCUUUUGCUCUCUUUUUUCUGUCUCCUCAUUUGAUAUUAUUUACUUCAUCGUUUAAAAUGGUUCAUAAUCCAUUCAAUUUAGGUUUAUGAUUGUAACGCUUGGGGCUAAGUCGAAUGGAAAAGACCGUAGUCAUGAGCAUAGUCGUGAGUGACUAGUGGAACGCACUGUAUAUGCCUUAGCCGUGAAUAUGCACCAUUCAGCUGAUUGUGCUUAGACUAUCAGUGCUUGUUAUAAUGAUAAUAGUUUUAUCACUCUUCAUUUGUGUACUAUUGUAUUUGCGUUCAAUUUUUAAAUUAAUCUGACAGAUAUAAUAUUCGUAAGUUUAUAUAAGCACACGCCCUCAAAUAAUAAUCUGCAUUUCACAAUUUAUUUGUGUUUAAUAGUUUAUUUUAGUUAAAAAUUAAAUUCGAUAGUUUAAGCUACUAAAACGACAGUGAUUGGGCAGAUAAAAAACUAGUAUUUAAUUUUAUGUAUGAAAAAAUGGAUCUUCCUCAACCAUUAACGAAAUUAUUUAAAUAUAUUGAAGAGCAUAGAGAUGAGUACAUAGAAAAUUUAAGACAAGCUGUUGCUAUCCAGUCAGUAUCAGCAUGGCCUCACAAACGGGGAGAAAUAAAGAAGCAGCUUGAAUGGGCAGCUAAAAAAUUAAUUAAUUUAGGAGCAUCAGCUGAACUGCGUGAUAUAGGUAUGCAAACAUUGCCUGAUGGCACAACUUUACCUCUACCACCAGUUCUUCUUGGAUCCUUGGGUAAUGAUCCCAAGAAGAAGACUGUCCUAGUUUAUGGGCACUUAGAUGUGCAACCAGCACAUAAAAGUGAUGGCUGGGAUACUGAACCAUUUGAAUUAACAGAAAAGAAUGGUAGAUUGUAUGGGAGAGGUGCUUCUGAUGAUAAAGGGCCAGUUCUAUGUUGGCUCCAUGCAGUUGAAGCAUAUCAGGCGAUAAAUGAAGAAAUACCUGUGAAUCUAAAAUUUGUAUUCGAAGGUAUGGAAGAAAGUGGUAGUGUUGGUUUACCAGCAUUACUAGAAUCUGAACAAAACCAUUUCUUAGCUGGAAUAGACUACUGUUGCAUAUCAGAUAAUUAUUGGUUAGGAAAAACAAAACCUUGCAUUACAUAUGGACUACGAGGAAAUUGUUAUUUUUAUCUGCAAGUUGAAUGUGCUUCUAAAGAUUUGCACAGUGGUGUUUACGGAGGAACAGUACACGAAGCUAUGACCGAUCUAAUAUACCUCAUGAAUCAACUCGUAGAUAGAGACGGAAGAAUUUUGGUCCCAGGUAUAUAUGAUGAAGUAGCUCCUGUAACGGAAUCAGAAAGUAAUAUGUACAAAAAUAUAGAUUUCGACGUGAAUGAAUAUCUUAAUGAAAUAGGUACAGAAAAGUUGAUACAUAACGAUGACAAAGAAAAAAUAUUGAUGCACCGUUGGAGAUAUCCUUGUUUGUCACUUCAUGGAAUAGAAGGAGCUUUCAGUGAGGCUGGCUCAAAAACUGUUAUCCCACAGAAAGUAAUAGGAAAAUUCUCCCUUAGGAUAGUACCUAACCAAACACCUUUGCAGACAAACAAAUAUGUUGUGGAUUAUAUAAAUAAACUGUGGAGCACUAGAGGAAGUCCUAAUAAAAUGAAGGUGUACAUGGCACGUGGUGGUGAACCGUGGACUGAAAAUCCAACUCAUCCCCAUUACACUGCAGCUUGUAAAGCAACUAAACAUGUGUAUGAAGUUUUCCCAGAUCUCACUCGCGAGGGUGGUUCAAUUCCAAUAACAUUGACAUUCCAAAAACUUACGGGAAAAAAUGUUCUAUUACUACCAGUAGGUGCAAGUGACGAUGGAGCCCAUUCACAAAAUGAAAAAAUUAAUAUAAGAAAUUAUAUUAAUGGGUCUAAGCUUCUUGGCGCUUACCUGUAUGAAGUGGCUCAAAUUUGAUGAUUCAUGAAUACUUUGUUAAUACUGAGUUGUAAUAAAUCAUAUUUUUAAUCAAA
This is a messenger RNA of Diorhabda carinulata, 2089 nucleotides long. RefSeq names its product cytosolic non-specific dipeptidase (gene Cndp2). The record is from RefSeq and is a predicted model, not a curated record. Lineage: Eukaryota; Metazoa; Arthropoda; Insecta; Coleoptera; Chrysomelidae. The coding region runs from base 588 to 2033 and encodes 481 amino acids. Gene Ontology annotation, biological process: proteolysis. Gene Ontology annotation, molecular function: metallodipeptidase activity. The transcript is spliced from 6 exons.